Messenger RNA from Diaporthe citri, 1578 nucleotides. RefSeq lists its product as uncharacterized. The transcript is spliced from 3 exons. The coding region runs from base 1 to 1578 and encodes 525 amino acids. Gene Ontology annotation, molecular function: carboxylic ester hydrolase activity. The record is from RefSeq and is a predicted model, not a curated record. NCBI's taxonomy places the organism in Eukaryota, Fungi, Ascomycota, Sordariomycetes, Diaporthales, Diaporthaceae.
AUGAAGCGCAAUUUCGUCCGGUCCUUGCUGACCUUUGCUGCUGCUGCAUCCGAAGAAUGCUGCGCAACCGAUGUCAACGAUACACCGCCGGUGAUACCCACGACUUCUGGGAGAAUAAAUGGAAAAGUGGACCCAGCCCUCCCAAAUGUCCACCAAUAUCUCGGAAUCCCUUACGCAGUGCCACCUGUAAAUGAGCGGCGUUGGGCAGCACCAGAACCACUCAACCAACCCGACUCAGAGAUCCAGGCUACGCGUUUGCCGCCGAGCUGUCUGCAGUAUCUGGAUACCCACCUACCAAGCCCUCUCUUUGAGAACGUGCUCGAGUUCAAUCUCCAAGGGCUGAACACAACUGGGGCCAUCAGUGAAGACUGUCUGACACUCAGUGUGUGGGCCCCUGCCAACACGACAGCAUCACCUGAAGGUGUGCCGGUCCUCAUGUUCAUCUAUGGCGGUGGCUUCGGCGUCGGCGGCCAGGAUGUGCCAUACCAGACACCCGCACAGUGGGUAGAUAGGGCGCCAGACCACAUCGUGGUAUCAUUCAACUACCGCCUGGGCAUCUUUGGGUUUCCCAACGCGGGCGGCCUCCCUGACCAGAACCUCGCGUUGCUCGAUACACGUGUGGUGGUGGAGUGGUGCCAGGAGAACAUGGCCGCUUUCGGCGGCGACCCAAGUCGCAUGGUCCUGUGGGGGCAGUCGGCAGGCUCGAUGAUGGCCGACUACUACGGCUUCGCGUAUCCCGAUGACCCCAUCGUCACGGGCCUGAUCCUGAACUCAGGGACGGCCUUCACCCCCUUCUUCACCGUCAACGACACAGCACGGUCCAACUUCACGUUUGUUGCCGACCAUGUCGGUUGUACCGGUCUUGCAGAUGACCCUGACCAGCUGCUGUCGUGCAUGCGGGAUGUUGACGGGACUGUCAUUAAUGACUUAAUCGCGAACUAUUCAGAGAUAGAUGGGUUCCCAGGACUAGCUUUCGUCCCAAUUGAGGACGACGCUUUCAUCUUUUCGAACUACACACAACGAGCCCUGACACAUCUGAAGCCCGCCAUCGUGGGCACCAACGCUCUAGACGGCCUCAUAUUCGCCGACUUCAAAGCCGGCGACCCCAACGGCCCAAACGCAACGGCUGGCCUGGAGUGGGACCUUGUCCUAUUCUCCUGCCCCGCGACAAGCACGGUCCGUUUCCGGCAGCAGACGGGGCUCACGACGUUCCGCUACGCGUACUACGGUAACUUCACGAACGUGUCCCCGGCGCCGUGGAUGGGAGCCUAUCACGGCGCCGAACUGCCCAUUCUGAUGGGUACGCACCCGAACUUUCGUGGCAAUAGCACUCCGGAGGAGUAUGCGACCAGCCAGGCGUUCCAGAAUGCGUACGUGGCUUUUGCGAGGGAUCCCGAGAGCGGUCUGGCGGCACAGAACUGGAAGCAUUAUGCGACACUGGGGAGUGAACAAGUUAGGGGAUUUGGGAGGGAUGGAAUGGCGGCGGAGGAUCUCACAAGACUCCUCGCCAUGCUGAUAGUUGCGCCGUACCACACAAUUCUCAAAGCAAAACGAAACGCUGUCGAGGCCCGGUUCUAA